Symbiodinium necroappetens is the source of this 3087-nucleotide messenger RNA. The record is from the annotation of a GenBank genome assembly. NCBI's taxonomy places the organism in Eukaryota, Dinophyceae, Suessiales, Symbiodiniaceae.
AUGCCGUGGCAGGUGGACGGAUUUGACAAGCCAGCAUCGUGCACGCACAAGAACUGGAGACACAAGUGCUUGAAGUACAAGCUUGGCACGCAGUGCGCGACACUGGAGCUGGACACAGGGGACGGCGCAAAUGGAUUGAACCCAGCAGUCCUGGACGCGCUCCAGGAUGCCAUUAUGGACCUUCAGGACCGGAGCGACAUCAGAGUCGUCAUUCUGAAGUCAACAGGGAAAUUCUUCAGCCAGGGCUUUGACCCCAAGCACCUUAUGGCUGAGUCAACGAUGUCGGAUGAGGACAUCAUUGCGUUUCAGACACAGUUUGCAAAAAUCCUUUACUUUCUGCAGAGCCAUCUGUUCCAGCACUGUCUUGGGGCUUCGAAAGCCCCAAACUCAUCCAACGGGCCUCGAUGUCUCGGAGCCAUGGGUGGCAAGCCGAGCAAAGUUCCGGGUGGGGCCAUCUUGGCAAUCAGGGAGAUGAACCCAGAUGGCCUCUGCUUCGACACCAACGGUCCCAUGCGCUUCAAAGAUAUUUUCUACAAGAAGCGGAAUCUUGAGCCGGGAGAACGUGAAUUCCUGGUCGAUGAUGCGCAGAUAGACAGGAAGAAGGCUGGUGAGCAGCUGCCUUUCCUGGGUCAAAAGAUGGAGUGGGACGAGGAGAAGAAGGAGUACAAGCCCCUGGAGGGCAAGAAAUGGGGCACCGUUGUCAAGGGCUACGACAUGGGCAAAUACCUGUGGGUAAAGCGCGAAAAGAAGUGGCUUCCAAAAUUCUCUGGUGGCAAGCGUGUUCUUGUCGAAGAGAUUGCAGAGGUUCCGAAAGAGCCUUUCAUCAUCAAGUUCCCGCAGUGGUGGUUUCCCCUGAAGAGAUACAAGUCGCUCAUGGUCUGGGAGAUGGAAAAGAGCCCGGCUCCGAGCAGCCUUGGCCGCUCAAGGAGCAGCAGCUGGAGCAGCCUCCCCCCGCCCUCCGCUGCAUUCGGGGAGGAGGCGGCGGUGCAGCUCCUUGAACGAUGUGGCUGGGACGCUACGAAGGUUCGGAGCCGAUGCCUCCAAGGCCUUUGGAGUGGUCUUGGCAACGUUUACGAGAUUGAGUGUGAGCUGAACGGACAUCCAGCUGGGGCAAUAGUGAAGCUCAUUGACUGGAGGGAUGCCAGCGGGCCGUGGCUCCGCCGCGAGCUGAAGACCUACGAGGUGGAGGCCUUGUUCUAUCAGACCUAUGCACAGCGUCUUCGCGCCCUGGGUGCAUGCUGCCCCGAGCUGUUGUUACUGGACAGGAGCGAUCGGGCCCUCACUUUGGCCAUCUCGAGGCUCCGCGGCGAGGCAGUGAGGAAGUUGAGCCCAGCAGCGACGGAUCAAGCCCUUCAAUGGCUGGCUCGACUGCAUGCAGAGUUCUGGGGAGUCCGUGCAGAGGCUGCUGUCGCAGCGGGUCUGCAUGACGUGGGCUGUUUCUGGAGUCUGGACAACUGCCGGGAUCAGCUCUCAAAUCUCCCACAGGAUGGCUUUGGCCAGAGGCUUCUCUUGGCAGCGGAUGCCGUGGACGAACGGUUGAAACUGGAGCCGCAGAGCAUCUGUCAUGGCGACUGCAAAGAUCACAAUAUGUGCCUUCACGAUGGCAUCAUCGGCAUGUUCGACUUUCAGUGGACUGGAAAAGCAUGCGUCGGAAAGGACAUCGCCUACUGCCUCAUAUGCGCUUCAGGCCAGCUGACUUCGGCUGACGAAGCUUCUUAUUUGGCUACCUACCACCGGGCCUUGUCAGAGCAGCUCUCGAUGAGACAGGAGCCUGCCCCAACGCUGGAGCAGGUCGCUGCUUGCUAUCGCCUAGCGCUCCUGGAUCUGGCGCGAUGGAUGGCCGGUUGCCCUUAUGGUUGGUGGGGCCACGGGCGGGUUCUGAAACACGCAGCGGAGAAGGUGCUACGAACCCUGGACGGCGGGGAGAUCUUGAGCUCCGCUGAUGACUACCGCGCGGCCUUGUGGCGUGAGUUCCCCCGACACGGCGAAUGCGAAAUAGAGAGUCAAAAGAGCCGCCGGGAGACGGAUGCCUGUCCCAAAGGCAAAGUCCGCAUGAUCUAUUCUGGCGGGAAGUCCAACCAGAAUGGCAUGAGUAACGGGCCAGAGGAUGAGUCCGGCGCCAGCGCGCCUGUGCACACCUACCACGCAAUCAAAAACACCGACCUUGCCAGCUCCAAGAAGUACCAGGAGGCUGCCAAAAAGGCCCUCUGCGAGGUACCACCGGUCAGGCUGAAGUGCGAAGGCGGGAAGAUGCCCAAGAUCCGCAGGAAGAGCGGGCGGGGUGACAGCGGCAAGCCCGCCAUCGAAGAAGCCCUGUGCUUGCAGGGUCUGCUGCGCAUGCGUUGCGGCCACAGAAAAGGUUCAUGGGUCUUGAACUUCCCGCGAUACUUCGGAAGGCUGCAGCAGCUGACGGUCGCGCUGAUCCAGGGAACGGCCAUGGGAGCAGGGACGUCUAGGCCAACAGCCGUGGACAGAGCUUACAGCAAGAAUUCAAACAGACUGACAAAGCAGCAACAGAUUCUCGCCUGCGAUUUUGCGGACUUCUUCGAUUCUUGGGGUACCCUGUCAAACUUUGUUGGCGAUGGGGUGCUUUCUAGUGGCAUCUCGACCACCCUUUCCGGAGUCUUUGGCAACUCCAAUGGAAGUGGGCUCGACCCAGUGAAGGGGCUUUGCCCAGAAACCGGAAAGUUCUGGCUCGGCCCAGUUCCUGCCACUGCCUUGCCCUACAUCACCAGGCGGUGUACCUUCAUUAAGAAUGUGUAUCAGCUCGUCCUUGCCGGGGCGAACUUGUCAUCAGAGAUAGCCGAGGAGUAUGGUUUCGUCGACAAGGUGGUCGACGAAGUCAAAGACCUUGAGACCGAGUGCCAAGCUGUUUGUGACCGAAUGACGCUUUGCGCACCUGGAGCUGUGGCUGCCACCAAAGACGUGGUCAUGAACACGGUCGGUGUGCCCCCAUCUUCCUUCAUGAUGAACUACGUGGCAGGAAUCGUUGCGGACAUCCGCGCAGGCCCAGAGUGCAAAGCUGGGAUGCAAGCUGUGCUGAACAAGACUCGGCCGAAAUGGGCCGACACGCCAAUAGCGCCGUGA